GUUUAAAAAGGGAUCAUAAAAUCCAGAAUAUAGUGUGAACUAAAGUUCAAAAAUGGCUUCUUUGCCUAGUUAUUCUCUGUGCUUCCUCUUCGUCUUCUCGACGCUAUUUGUUACCCUCGACGGGGCUUUCUACCGGGACGUCACCGGAGCCGUGCCGGCGAAGAGGGUGAAGAAGACGAGCCACUUCCAUUUCUACUUCCACGACGUUACAUCCGGGCGAAACGCCUCGGCCAAGAUAAUUGCGCCGCCGUCGGCGGGGCUCUACGACUUCGGGACCACUUUCAUGUUCGACGACGCUCUGACGGAGAGCCCUGACCGGAGAUCGAAGGUGGUGGGGAGAGCGCAGGGGAUGUACGCCGUGACGGCGCAGAAGGAGCUGGACUUGUUGGUGGUCGCCAAUUUUGCGUUCACGGAAGGUAAGUAUAAUGGGAGUAGCAUCGCCGUUGUGGGGAGGAAUCCGGUGGCUAACGACGUUAGAGAAAUGCCGGUGGUUGGUGGUAGCGGCGUUUUCCGGUUCGCCCAAGGCUACGCCUUGGCGCACAGCUUCUCGUUUGAUCGGAAGACCGGAAAUGCCGUAGUGGAGUAUAAUGUGUUUGUCCAACAUUAUUUCUGAUGCCUAUCAUAUCAUAUAUCCAUCACUUUAAUUCCUUCAUAUUUUGAUAUCUUAUUAUUAUUAUUUUUUUGUGUUUAAUGGUCUGGAUCUACCUGACUGAUCUACGCUCACUCCAAAGAGCUAGUCCUAGGGAAAUUGUUACUUGUGUGAAUUAAAAAUCGGGUUAUUCAAAAAUUCUUACUAUUUUAUUGUGGGAUAUCUUACUAUAUAUUCUUAUUCAUCAAUAACAUAAAACCAUGAUGCAAAUAUAU
Ipomoea triloba (trilobed morning glory) is the source of this 864-nucleotide messenger RNA. RefSeq names its product dirigent protein 22-like. The transcript has a single exon. Bases 53 to 613 code for a protein of 186 amino acids. The record is from RefSeq and is a predicted model, not a curated record. Lineage: Eukaryota; Viridiplantae; Streptophyta; Magnoliopsida; Solanales; Convolvulaceae.